AUGGAGGGACCAGACACAUUCGUACAACUGCCGCUGGCCAUCGACCCCAAUACCAAGGCCAUCUCCUCAAGCUCGUCAUCAGGCGCACUUGAGGCCGAACUGAACGCCCUCAAUGCGCUCCAUCGUUCGUUCAUCGCAGACCUGGAAGGACCUCUAGGCAUUCCUCCACCGCCCGUUCCCGUCAAUCCCAAGCGAUCGGCACAAAUCACCAAGCUCAAGGAAAGCGGCAACGCCUCGUUCAAGAAGGGCGCAUACCCCGACGCCGUCCGCAUGUACGGCCUCGCCAUUGAUAUGGCUAUCAAGCGUCCUGUCUGGGAACCUGCCGGUCUUGUGCGCGAGGAGCUUAGUCAACUGUACAACAACCGCGCUCAAGCAUACAUGGUUCAGCAAAUGUGGCCCGAUGCUGCCCUCGACGCUUUCUGUAGCACCGAAUUGAAGAAGGUCGCCAACACCAAAGGAUGGUGGAGACGCACUGUUGCUCUCAAGGAACAGGGCCGUCUUGAUGAGGCUCUAGAUGUUAUCAAAGAGGCUGUUGACUUCGAAUCUGCUGGUCCAGACAAGGAGGGUGUGGAGAAGCUUAUCGGGCUCAUGAAGGAAAUCGAGACCGCUGUGGAGAAGAAGGCACUUGCUUGA
Messenger RNA from Aureobasidium vineae, 633 nucleotides. The record is from the annotation of a GenBank genome assembly. Lineage: Eukaryota; Fungi; Ascomycota; Dothideomycetes; Dothideales; Saccotheciaceae.